AACGAGUCAAGCUGUGCCCUAUGCAUCCAAUUUGAUAUCCUAAACAUGCACUAUAAUGCAAAAUUAUAUAAGUAGUAAUAUUUUCGAAGAAAAAGAAAUUUUUUGAUUUUAAUUUAACAUCAAAAUCCUCCAUUAGGAAGGUAUUAAUUACCAUUCUAUAAAUUACUCAUAGUACAUCCAAAAAAUGGUAUGAAAAGAUUAUUCUCAAAAUCAGAUAUAGGAUUCUCUUGUCCUUGAGCUGACUCAAGACCUCCUUUCUGUUCUUAUAUUCUUCUAUUUCGUUUGUCUUAUGUCAGAGACGGCUAAUUCAAAAUUCUCCAUCUUCUUCUUCUUCUUCUUCUUCUUCAUAUGUAGCUUCCACGUUAUUCAGCUCAUUCAUAAGAAAGACAAUCUGCCCACGUUUACUACAAGGUGUCUCUCUUCUCUUCUCGUCUCUGUGUUGACAAAACUGCCAUGAUCAAACUUCCUCCUCUGCAACUCCUCAAUCAUCACUGUUAAGGAGUUCGAGUAAAUAUGUUCCUGAGAUCAUGUGUACAGACAAGGUCCUUAUUCUCUAAAAUCUACUUUGGUGCUCUUCUGUUUAUUAUACUUGUCACUGGCUGCAUCUUUUUUAAUCUCUCCCUCCAUUCUAUAACUUUAAAAAAACAAGCAAAUACCAUCCAUCCUCUUGAAGUUCAUCGUGAGCUUCGUUCCAAUUCUUCGUCGCCGUCGCUGAAUCUGCUUUCGGUUAGAGAAGAGACUGAAAAGAAUUACCUUAACGAAUCAAGACACCAACAGGUUUCUAGCAAUCAAUCAUCAGAGGCAGCAGCCGCGAACCCAAUUUCGCAAAAGCGUAAUACCGAUGAACCAUCAACGGAGGCAAAAGCUGUGAACCCAAUCAAGCAAAAGGUUUCUACAAAUGAAUUGCCCGACGGAGGUUUGCAGAAGUUUUCUUCUGAUCGAUCACAAGAGAAAGAAAACGUAGAAUGGAUUGUUAAAAAAUAUCCAAACAUUGAGAUGUUAAAGUCAACUGAAUUGACCAAGCAAUUUAGAAACCGAGCACAGAACUUCUUUGACCGUGGAUGCGAGGUUCGUUUCUUCAUGACAUGGAUUUCUCCGGCAACAUCCUUCGGCAAGAAAGAAUUCCUGGCCUUGCAGAGCGUCUUCAAAUACAAUCCCAAUGGAUGUCUGAUGAUUCUAUCGCGGAGUAUGGAUUCUGAUGAAGGAAAAAAGAUUCUAAGUCCAUUAACAGCACGUGGAUUCAAAGUGACCGCAUUGACACCAGAUUUGAAGUUUUUGUUUAAGAACACCCCGGCGAAAGCCUGGUUUGAUGACAUGAAGAAAGGUCUCAAGAAUCCUGGACAGAUACCAUUUGCUCAGAAUCUGUCGAAUCUUCUCAGACUUGUGACUCUGUACAAGUACGGAGGUGUUUAUCUGGAUACAGACUUUAUAGUGCUAAAGAGCUUCUCCGGCUUACGAAACUCAAUCGGAGCACAAAGUGUGGAUAUCCAGACGAAACAAUGGAAUCGACUCAACAACGCGGUUCUAGUAUUCGACAAGAAUCAUCCUCUGCUGUACAAAUUCAUAGAGAAUUUCUGUCGUAAUUUCGAUGGAAGCAGAUGGGGAUUCAACGGGCCAUAUCUAGUUUCAAGAGUGAUCCAGGAGGUCUCAGGGAAACCAGGUUACAAUUUCACUGUUUUGCCGCCAAUGGCAUUCUAUCCAGUAGAUUGGCUCAAAAUAGGCGGGUUUUUCCAGAAGCCGGUGACUCUGUAUCAAUCGAAAUGGGUAGACGCGAAAGUGCUCCAGCUUAGUAGAGAGACUUAUGGAGUUCAUCUGUGGAAUAAAGAAAGCGGCAAACUGAGGAUCGAAGAAGGGAGUGUCAUAAGACAAUUGAUAUCUAGAAGUUGUCUCAUUUGUGAAAAUAUAUACAGUAGUUAGAGGCUAUCGAUAGUUUUUGUUUCCUGUGUAAAAAAUACUCCAUCCGUUUUCGGAAAAGUGUUACUUUCAUUUUUCUAAUUUGAUAAUAUUAUUCUUAAA
This is a messenger RNA of Papaver somniferum (opium poppy), 2016 nucleotides long. Its product is annotated as lactosylceramide 4-alpha-galactosyltransferase-like. The record is from RefSeq and is a predicted model, not a curated record. The transcript has a single exon. NCBI's taxonomy places the organism in Eukaryota, Viridiplantae, Streptophyta, Magnoliopsida, Ranunculales, Papaveraceae. Bases 514 to 1917 code for a protein of 467 amino acids.